CUGCCCCUCUCUACUCAGCACGGCCCUGCGGCGGGCUGCUCCCCUUCCCCUCCCUGUCGGGCCGUGUCAGACGGCGGCCGCUAGCGUGGGGCGAGGGAGCCUCCUCCCGCAGGGCGUCGGGCGGGCUUAGCCAGCCGCAGGCGUUUGCCCGCCGCUCUCACUCCCCUCAGUGAGAAGCAGCAAGCAGCAGGAGGCUGAGCCGCUGCUGCGCGGGGCUCACCUGUUGGCGAGGCCGCUACUGCUCUCUACUUCCUCCCUCUCCGCGUCCACACCCUUAACCCCCCCUCCCCCCACCCCGGUCUGCUCCGCUACUGGGGGCUGCCGCCAUGGCGGAGACCGAGGAGAGGAGCCUCGACGACUUCUUCGCUAAGCGGGACAAGAAGAAGCGGAAGGAGAAGAGCAACCGAGGGGCCGCCGCCUCCAACGCCUCUUCUAACGCCGCCUCUAACACCGCGGGGGCGGCCGCGACAGCUGGAGGAACCCGCCUGACUGACGGCAGUGGCUCCGGAGCCGUCGCCUCUAAUGCUGAUUCCUCCAAGACGGUGACCAAGGAAGAGGAUGAUUGGAAGGAAUUUGAGCAAAAGGAAGAAGUUGAUUAUAGUGGUCUUAGAGUUCAGUCCAUGCAAAUAAGUGAGAAAGAAGAUGAUGAAAGUGAAAAAACAGAAGAAACUGGUGACAACUGGGAAGAGACUGCUGGUAGUGUAGACAGAUCAUCUGGUCCUUGGAACAAGUCAGCUCCUGCACCAGCACCUGUGGUUGAACCAACUGUGACGGAGGCCCCGGAGCCGGUGCAGAGCGGGGGCGUGUACCGGCCGCCCGGCGCCAGGGAGGGCGGCAGGCCGCGGCGAGCACAGCAGGGCCCGCCCGAGAUCUACAGCGACACACAGUUCCCCUCGCUGCAGUCCACCGCCAAGCUCGUCGACAGCCGCAAGGAUAAAGAAAUGGAGAAGAGCUUUGAAGUAGUAAAACACAAAAAUAGAGGUAGGGAUGAGGUCUCAAAAAACCAGGCACUUAAACUCCAGCUAGACAACCAGUAUGCUGUGCUGGGGGAUCAGUAGAGCUGCACACACAGUACAGUUAAGGAAUGCUUUUUUGGUAACCCCUCCACUAAGGUAACUAAACUACAGCUCACAGCUAUGAUGAACGUGCCACCUUGUUUCUGCUGGACCUGCUGCAGCAAGUGCAGACUGCCUUGACGUAAGUGAUUGGUUCUCCUGCAUUGUGGAAGCAUAACAUGUUACAACUCCAGUGGAUGUGGGGCAGAGUAAUGUAAUGAUUGAACCAGCGUCACCAGGGUUCUUUAAUUGCUCAGAUACCUACAGCCAGUGGUCAUUUCAAAAUCUUUUUAUGUUCAGAUAUUGAGCCUUCGUAAAGGUUGACUACCUCAGACUUGCUGCACUCAUUGUGGACACCAUGUGGAUCACAACUUCUGGAAGAGAAGGUUACAGCUGUUUUAGUGGCCAUCUGAAACUUGAAACCAGCUCUACUGGAUUCCUGUCAGAAAUCCUGCAGAAGUCAGCCAUUUGGUUCCAAUUUGCUAUAACAAAGAUUUAAGUGACCUUAAUGACAAACCUGUUCUGUUCCCCUCCUGAGGAAUCCUGCCCUGUGUAGCCAUAGCCUGCUAGAGACUUCUGGAGCUGCCCAAGUACCACAGAGCUGUAGCUUGUUUACCUUCUUAGCUGUACUGGAGUAACUGCAACACCAAUUAAAACUCAUCCAGUACCAGAUUGGAGAAAUAAUGGCUUGGAGUGCUCUCUUUGCUUUAGCCAUUUUUGCAGUUGGCUGUUUCAGCUGCUUUGUUUCUUACUCUCCACACAAACUGCCUGCCUGGUUUCUGGUAUCCAGUUGCAGUCUGUCUAAAUAAUGGUGAGACCUUGGACUGAAGCAGUUUCUCUGGGGGCUUGUCAUGAGUCUUUCUCACCCAAAAGCACUAAGGCUUGAGUUUCCAUUAUCCAGGCUCCAACCACAGUCCUUAAAUUUGUCUUUUCCAAAGGAGGUGUGGCUGUAGUGAUACUGGAUAAGAUCUCCUCUAUUGAACACCAGUUACUUGUUGCAGGGUUAUGGGUACUUGAUAACCAAAAUACAACCAGAGGGAUAACUAGAGCUGGUAAAGCCUUACUUGUUUGGCUCUUCUGUGAAGCAUGCAGGUUUUUUGAGGCAGAAAUCCUGUAAGUCAAACUCCUGUGGUGUUUAUUCACCAAGUCAGGAAGUUCAGUAGUAUUGUAAAGCAGUGGCUUCUUAUGUUGUCAUCUUUGAGUCUAGUGGAAGCAGGCAAAGUGGUGCAAGUCUGAUUUGAUGAACAACAUCUGUCAAGUACCAAAUGUGUCCUGCUGUAACCAUUUUUUCUCUUCUCUGAAUUCUCAGACCAGAAGUCAAAUGAAGUACAACAGUGGCAUGCUCCAGUGUUGAUUUUUUUUUUUUUUUUUCCAGAGUAAAUGCCAAAAAAUAGCCCCAACAUUUGUAAGAGUUGCCAAUGGCAAGAGACAAGGGAACAAAACAAAGCUUGCUUAGGUGUGCGGGCAGGUGGUGAGGGUAGUGCAGGGCUCCCUUUGACUAACUGCUGACUCACUUUAAUCUCCUUCUCUGAGGCCAAUGGGAAUUUUGCUGUUGACUUCAGUGGGGCUGGGCUUUCACCUGGUUCUCCUGUGCACAGACUAAAACUGGCCUUGUCCUUGCAGAGUUAACUGUCCCUAAAACCUCUGCUAGAAGCUGCUAUUAAAGAGAGGGCUCAAGACUCUUUUCCAUUUGGAAACAAACCCCACUGAACAGACUGAUGCAGACACCCAGGACUGAGCCACGUAUCUUACUUGCGAAUGCAUUGUUGCCAGCAGAACUGAUGUGUCACUAAAGAUUUCUGUGGAAUUGAUAGGGGAUGGAGAUGUUGAUUGAUGUGGAAAUGUGAAAAUGCUUUUCCUGAUCCUCUGAAGUGCUCUCAGCAAUGCAGCUGAAGCCAGUUCCUGCUGAGGGAAGGGGAGAUGGGGCUGGCUGUUGUGCUGUCUUUUAUUGGAGGUUUUGGGCAUGGAUUCUGGCAGUUCAAGAAAACCCUGUAACAGUUUAAAAUCAAAUAAAAUGGACAUACACAUGGC
Molecule: messenger RNA, 3086 nt
Organism: Dryobates pubescens (Downy woodpecker)
Lineage: Eukaryota; Metazoa; Chordata; Aves; Piciformes; Picidae
Gene: CDV3
Product: CDV3 homolog
Exons: 5
Coding region: 327-1058 (243 amino acids)
Cellular component (GO): cytoplasm
Source: RefSeq, a predicted model, not a curated record